Panicum virgatum (switchgrass) is the source of this 1947-nucleotide messenger RNA. RefSeq names its product zinc finger protein CONSTANS-LIKE 16-like. The record is from RefSeq and is a predicted model, not a curated record. Gene Ontology annotation, molecular function: zinc ion binding; protein binding. The coding region runs from base 69 to 1523 and encodes 484 amino acids. The transcript is spliced from 2 exons. Gene Ontology annotation, cellular component: nucleus. Gene Ontology annotation, biological process: regulation of DNA-templated transcription. NCBI's taxonomy places the organism in Eukaryota, Viridiplantae, Streptophyta, Magnoliopsida, Poales, Poaceae.
GGUCCCCGGAAAAGAGCCAUGCUGGGCCCGUGGGCCAUGGCCCUCACUCAUGCAGCAGCCCUACUCGAAUGAUAUUUUCUUGCGAUUUUAUUUGUCACGCCGCAAUUCCUGUCACGCACGCGGUAGGAGCGCACCUGCUGGCUUUCUCUUGGGAUCGCUGCUGCACCGGGAGGAACGCCGCCGCGCGUGUCGGCGCUCGGCGGCACAUGAGCGGCUCGAAGGCGGCGCCCGGCGCCGCCGUGGGCGGCAAGGCGGCGCGCGCCUGCGACAGCUGCCUGCGGCGGCGCGCGCGGUGGUACUGCGCGGCCGACGACGCCUUCCUGUGCCAGGGCUGCGACGCGUCGGUGCACUCGGCCAACCCGCUCGCCAGGCGCCACGAGCGCCUCCGCCUGCGCCCGACGUCGCCGCCGCGUCACGCGGCGUCCACGUCGGCGUCGGCGUCGAAGACGCGCCAGCAGGUCACGCCGGGGUGGUCCAAGCGCAAGGCGCGCACCAGGAGGCCGAACGUCAAGAGCGUCGGGCAGCUGCUGUCGAGGAAGCUCAUCGUCGUGCCGGAGGUGACCGUCGAGUCGUCGUCGGAUGAGCGGAAGGCCGAGGAAGAGGAGGCGGAGGAGGAGCAGCUGCUGUACCGCGUGCCGAAUUUCGACCGCGCCCUCGCUGAGCUCUGCUCGCCGCUGCCAAUCGAUGACCCGGCGGCCGGAGCCCCGUGCUCCAGGGAGGACGUCGACGGCACCGUGGAGCACACAAAGACCCCGGUGGUUGCAGAAUCACCCGUGCAGCAGCUCCCGGACUGCUUUGCGGGCUUCGGCCCGACGGACGCCGAGCUCAGAGAGUUCGCGGCGGACAUGGAAGCCCUUCUCGGCCAAGGUCUCGACGACGGCAACGAGCUUGACGAAUCGUUCUACAUGGAGAGCCUAGGACUAAUGGCGCCGGCGGAAGACGGCGGGCGGGUAAAGAUGGAGCCCGGUAGCAGCGUAAUCUCCCACAUCGAGGGUUCUCUCGCUCGUGGCCCUGCGGAGCUGAAGCCGGAGGAAUCGGCGGAGGUGCUGGACACAGACUUGCACUGCAGCUCGCCCACGGUGAUAGAUCACGACGAGGACAGUUUCGAACGGAAGGCAUCGGCAAGCAGCGGCGUCGCCGCGGAUGCGCAGUUCCUGAAGAGGAGCCUGGAUCUCAGACUCAACUACGAGGCCAUCAUCGAGAGCUGGGGGAGCUCGCCGUGGACCGACGGCCAGCGUCCGAACGUCCAGCUCGACGACUUCUGGCCCCACGCCCACCACCCGGGCGUGUGGAUGGCCGGGGGAGGACGGCUGGGUGGGGAGGCGUUGACGCCGCGGCUGGGGAUGAUGGGCGGCGGGCGGGAGGCGCGGGUGUCGCGGUACCGGGAGAAGCGGCGGACGAGGCUGUUCGCCAAGAAGAUACGGUACGAGGUGCGGAAGCUGAACGCGGAGAAGCGGCCGCGGAUGAAGGGCCGGUUCGUCAAGCGGCCGGCCGCCGCCGCCGCCCCAUGCGCCGUCACCUAGCUAGCUGAUGAUGCGCUGGCCGGUCAGGCCGCGCCCGUGUUGCCGUGCGUGCCGAGGUCGUCGCACUUGCAGACUGCAGCACGCAGGUCUUGCGAGGCAUCACGGGCUCGGCAUGAAAUUACGGGCUCAUCAGAAUUUGUCGAAGCUCCUUUAGUUAGUUGGUUCUUCGUUCACAACUUGUGUGUCUCCCCCUCAUCGUUUCAGCAUCCAUGAUUGAGGGUUGAGACGAAGGAGUGAUGAACAUUUGUACAUUGCUGUCCACCCCCCUUUUCUUUCUUAUGAUAGAUAGCAGCUCGCAAAAGAAACACAAAGAACACACGUGUAAAUUACAUGCAUAUUGUAAUAAUUAAUAAGCAAUGUGUACACUUGCAGCAGCCUUAUUUUGUUAUCUCAGGAAAUAAAAGUUGAGGGACUUAGUUUAAAA